AUGGAGAACUUCUUGAAGGCCCAGAAGCGGUCCUGGGCCGAGCGCAAACUCGCCAUGAGCGCGAGGUGGCCCGAUUGGGAGUUCAAGAAGGAGGGCGAGGAGAUCGUCUUCCUAAAUUUCACGCAGAUGGGGCUGCUGACUGAGCGAAUCGUGAUCGGGCGUGAGUACGACAGCAUUGACGGUCAGAAGAACCAGUGGAAGGUGAACGCCUCGUGGUCCCCCACCGAGACGGGCGGGUGCCUCCUGCAGGAGCGCGCCGGUGGCCCGAUCUUCAGGGGAGCUUCAAGGAGGAGAGGACCGUUAACGGAGACAAGACUUCGUGCUGACCCGAGACGGCACCGCCUGGGGUCGGAGCUUCGUCCGCGCGUGAGCGGCCCUCCGCCGAGGCGCGUGGGCUCCCUCCCCCCGGGGAGGGGCGCCGCGCCCCGAGGGAGGCCCUGCCCGCCGCGGGCCCGAGCCGGACCGGCAGGGCUCUUAGGAAGCUCUCCGGCAGGGCUCGCUUGGCUCGCUGGCGCUGUCUUUGCGCUGUUGUCAUCGCUCGCUUUCGCUGGCCUCCUCCUCCUCCUCCGCCUCCUCCUUUUCGCUGUUGGCCUCCUCCUUGGCUCGCUUUCGCUUUGUCUCUCGCCCCCCUUUGUGAACGGACAUCCUCUGGGAGCACCAGCCUGGAGGCCGGCACAGCUCGAUGCAGCUUGGCCUGGCGAUCGGCGAAUGAGUUUCUUUUUUCGUGUUUGCCGUCCCUGUCGCAGCUCGACGCAGCGCCUGGAAGCCGGAAGGGCUCCCAGAGAGGAGUUGCGGUUGGAACGCCCUGUUUUAACUCGACGAGCUGAGGCCUGCGCUGCGGGGUGGGCGCGCGCAGGCGGCGCGCCGAUGUGCGCUCCGCGCUGGCUGCGCCAGGCGAUUGCGCGCUGCGCCUAUGUGCUGCAGCUCGCGCAUCCCGUGCACGCCGGCGGCGCGCGGGCGCGCCACGGCAGCAGGGGGCCUUUGUCGGAUAUGUAUUAA
Messenger RNA from Prorocentrum cordatum, 999 nucleotides. NCBI's taxonomy places the organism in Eukaryota, Dinophyceae, Prorocentrales, Prorocentraceae. The record is from the annotation of a GenBank genome assembly.